Oryzias melastigma (Indian medaka) is the source of this 976-nucleotide messenger RNA. It is a transcript of the gene scml4, whose product is annotated as Scm polycomb group protein like 4. Gene Ontology annotation, molecular function: protein binding. Lineage: Eukaryota; Metazoa; Chordata; Actinopteri; Beloniformes; Adrianichthyidae. The record is from RefSeq and is a predicted model, not a curated record.
GCGCGUUGCCAUGGCGACUGAAAGGGGACACACAGGAAGAGGGGGUUAGGGGAGUAGAGCCGGGGAGGAGGAGGGGGGAGGAGAGGGGCUGGGUCUGAGAUUGAGGAAGAGUGGCGAGCUUGCAGAGUUGCCGGUGCUUUGACAGGGAGCAGCAGCAGCAGCAGCAGGCGCCGGUGGAGCAUCUGGAAACCGGCCGCUGGGGCAGAAAGGGGUUAAGCUGUGUGCAUGGUCGGAUGAAUUCGGAGAUGCAGACUUCCAAUCUUGGCUCUCAGUUCAUGGCAGGGGCCCAGGACAAAGUACCUGCCAGGAAAAGAGGGAGGCCCCCCACCCGUAAGCUGGAGUUCCACUAUCCUGAUUCCCUGUCAUCCCUCAAGGUCCCAAAGAAAAGAGGCAGAAAACCUGGCUUUAAGGCUAUCAUCCCUCACUCUGCUGCACCACAGGCCCUUGCAGCAGAGACUGCGGUGCCUGAUGAGUUCACGUGUGACCCCCUUGCAGACUCUAAGCGCUACGCGGUCGAUCCCAGCGACUCCGCCUUCAAGGUUAUGACAUCCCAGUACCAAACUAAGCGUCCCUAUGGUUACCGUCCUUCACUGGGUGUGCGCAGACAAGCGUCGAGCCCGGCUAGUUUUCAGGACGGAAAUAGGAACGUCUACAGCGCCAUGCCAGACAGCGGAGAAGCCAAGCGUCUUGCUGACAAAGACCCGUCCAGCUGGGGCGUAGAGGAGGUUGUUUCCUUCAUCAAAGAAGCUGACCCUCAAGCCUUGGCGCCCCACGCCGACACUUUCAGGAAGCAUGAAAUAGAUGGAGACGCCUUGCUGCUGCUGAAAAGUGAGAUGAUGAUGAAGUAUCUGGGACUCAAGCUAGGACCCGCCCUCAAACUUUGCUACCACAUCGACAAACUGAAGCAGGGUCGGUAGUGAUGCGCUCUCGCUGACGGCCAAACUUUCAUAAAUGAAGUCUGGAGCUCCGUCUACAG